Messenger RNA from Colletotrichum karsti, 705 nucleotides. RefSeq lists its product as uncharacterized. Lineage: Eukaryota; Fungi; Ascomycota; Sordariomycetes; Glomerellales; Glomerellaceae. Bases 1 to 705 code for a protein of 234 amino acids. The transcript has a single exon. The record is from RefSeq and is a predicted model, not a curated record.
AUGCGCUUCUCCGUUCUCGCCGCUUCCGCCCUCGCUGGCGUUGCCAUUGCCGCUCCCCGCCCGGCCCCCGUCGCCCUCAACUACGACGACGUCAUCGUCGUCGGUGAGGAUGGCUCCCACACCGUCAUGAAGUCCGCCGAGUACGACGCUCUCCAGGCCCGCGAGAAGCGCAUGGUCGCCCCCGCCAUCACCUCUCGCUCCGAGGGUAUUGAGGCCCGUGGCUGCGCCGAGUCCACCGAGGUCCAGGUCCUCUCCGACGAGUCUUUCCUCAACUGGGACGUCGCCAUGUCUCCCGUCCUCAGCUCCAUGGGUGGCUCUGCCACCGUCUCCGUCGCCAACGGUUACUCCAUCGCCAACACCUACACCGUGUCUUCCUCCAUCUCCAGCACCAUCGCCGAGAUUGGCCUCGGUGUCUCCCUGUCCGUCUCCUACGCCGAGACCUGGACCACCACCGAGACCCAGACCAUCGGAUUCACCGUCCCCGAGGGCCAGUACGGUCUCGUCGUCUCCCAGCCCAACGUCCGCCGCGUCAAGGGCAACAUCAUCUCCGGCUGCACCGACUCCCCCACCUACGGCGAGUUCACCUCCGACAGCUACUCCAGCCAGGCCUACGGCAACCUCAACUGGGUCAAGGGUGUCAUCCGUCUUUGCAACAGCACCACCUACCCCGUUCCCUUCUGCAACGGUGACGGUGCCCACAACUAA